This is a messenger RNA of Entrophospora sp. SA101, 251 nucleotides long. Lineage: Eukaryota; Fungi; Glomeromycota; Glomeromycetes; Entrophosporales; Entrophosporaceae. The record is from the annotation of a GenBank genome assembly.
CAGAUAAAAAUAAAAAUGAUAAAGGAUUAUUUGAUAAACUUAAAGAACAAGAUCCAAAAAUUCUUUGGAUUGGAUGUGCCGAUUCUCGUGUUUCACCUGAACUUAUCACUCAGUCAGGAUUUGGAAAAUUAUUUGUGCAUCGUAAUAUAGCAAAUCAAUUCAAAUCCGAUGACACCAAUUGCAUGUCAGUGUUAGAAUAUUCUGUCAAAGUUUUGGAAGUUUGUCACAUUGUUGUUUGUGGUAAAUCUUAA